CGCUUUCAGCCCUAUGCGACUGCCUCUCUGCGACUGCGAACCCAGGAAUCCCCUCAUCGGCUGCUAAACCCCCUCACCGGCUCAGCAACAUGCCGCGGUCAUUCCUGGUCAAGAAACAUUUCUCUGCCAGCAAGAAACCCAACUACAGCGAGCUGGAGAGCCAGACAGUGUAUAUAUCACCGUUCAUCUAUGACAAGUACCCACUUCCUGUGAUCCCCCAGCCAGAGAUUUUAACCACAGGAGCUUACUACACACCUCUUGUCUGGGACACUAGUUUACUCACAACAUUUUUCACCUCUGAGCCUGACUACAAAAAGUCUCCCAUCAGCCCUUCCAGCAGCGACGAUUCCUCCAAGCCCUUAGACCUUACGUCUUUCUCCAGUGAAGAUGACGAAGGGGGCAAGACUUCAGACCCUCCCAGCCCCGCAUCGUCCGCCACAGAAGCGGAGAAAUUUCAAUGCAAUCAGUGCAGCAAGUCUUACUCCACCUUUGCCGGACUUUCCAAGCACAAACAGUUGCACUGUGAUUCCCAGGCGAGGAAGUCGUUCAGUUGCAAAUACUGCGAGAAGGAGUACGUCAGUUUGGGGGCCCUAAAAAUGCACAUCAGGAGCCACACGCUGCCCUGCGUCUGCAAAAUCUGCGGCAAAGCCUUCUCCAGACCUUGGUUAUUACAGGGACACAUUAGAACACACACAGGAGAGAAGCCAUUUUCCUGUACGCACUGCAACCGUGCCUUCGCCGACCGCUCCAAUCUCCGAGCCCACCUGCAGACCCAUUCCGACGUCAAAAAGUACCAGUGCAAAAACUGCUCUCGGACUUUCUCCAGAAUGUCCCUCCUUCACAAGCACGAGGAAACAGGGUGCACGGGAGCCCACUAAAAUCAAAGACUAUAAGCACAAUGGACUUCUUUAAAUUCCUGUAUAUUUUUUGGCAGGAUAUAUAUAAAUAUAAUAUUUUUCUUUAAAUGAUGCCAUUGCUAAAUUUGUUUAGCAAGCUCACAUGCAAUCACUUCGUUUGGGGGGGGGACCCUCAAACCUUAUGACACUUAUACGGACCCUUAUUGUCUAUGAUGCAACCGUAGAAUGCCUUAUUGCAGUAUCACAGAGAGCCUGCCACCUAUCCCUCUUUGCCACGGGCACAUCUGGGAUUUAUAUGCCAUAUAUCUGGGCAGAGGGGGUGUUUUAUUGUUGGGUGGGAAAAGACUGAAAUCUGUUUUUAUGAAGGAGCAAUGGAAAGUGUUACAUAUAUAUGUAUAAGUAAAAGGUGAAUGGCACUCUUGCUUCCAAAAAAAGAUGCCCUUGGGCACCCAAAAAGAUGCCCCGGGGCAAGGUAAGUUAGUAUAUAGCACAUAAUGGACAAUGCUCAAGCUUUCAAUACACUUUGCAUAGUCCAUUAUACGCUGGUCUUAGGGACGGGGGCUUAAUCUAUGCAAAAAUUGCUGUUCCCCCACAGCAUUCUGAGCACCCUUCACCCCCCACCAAUCACGGCCCAAUGGUGGUCAUAAAGAGUCAGCGCUUCACACCACAAUACUGUUUACAGAGCAGCAAUGCCUAAUCGGGCACCUGUUAGUGCCUUUCAAGGGAGCAGAAAGGCAGCAGUUGGCACAGAGAACAAUGGGCGGUUAUAACUUAAGCCAACCCAAGACAGGUGGACGAGACAUAACUUAAAAAAGGGGGAAAAAAAGACUAUUUAUGGCCUCUGACAGGUGCCAAGCGGAUGCAUCGUUUUCUUAUUUUUUUGUUUUUUUUAUUAAAUAUUGUUUUACGUAACCCUUCCUGAGAAUGUUUACAUUUCAAUGGUACACUGGUAUUUAUAUAUUUUUUAUAAAGGUGCCACAUUUUGUACUGAGGAAUCUGUGUUUUUUAUAGCUUUACACACUUUAUUGAUAUUCAAUAAAAUGUUUUUUUUAAUUUAUAAAAAAAAAAAAAA
This is a messenger RNA of Xenopus tropicalis (tropical clawed frog), 1929 nucleotides long. It is a transcript of the gene snai1, whose product is annotated as snail family zinc finger 1. The transcript has 3 exons. NCBI's taxonomy places the organism in Eukaryota, Metazoa, Chordata, Amphibia, Anura, Pipidae. Gene Ontology annotation, biological process: regulation of transcription by RNA polymerase II; neural crest cell fate specification; neural crest cell migration. Gene Ontology annotation, cellular component: nucleus. The record is from RefSeq and is marked provisional. Bases 90 to 878 code for a protein of 262 amino acids.